Sphenostylis stenocarpa is the source of this 222-nucleotide messenger RNA. NCBI's taxonomy places the organism in Eukaryota, Viridiplantae, Streptophyta, Magnoliopsida, Fabales, Fabaceae. The record is from the annotation of a GenBank genome assembly.
AUGUCUAAUGACAUUCAACACUUGAAACAGACUGUAUCCACCUUAGAGAAGAUGGAUCUGGAGAAUUUUGUCCAACUCCAAAGAAUGGAGUCCACACUAGAUGAGCUAAAGGAAUUAAUACGAGGGGAAAACCUCUUCAAGACUUUGUUAAAAAAAUGUACGGUUUUACGUACAAGGCACUUGUUUGGGCCUGACUUGCCAAUUUUAUGGGCCUAUGACUGA